AUGGAAUAUGCGUCGCUCAAGGACCACGAGGACGCCGUCGACCGCACGAGCGACGUGAUCUUCGCCGUGCUCGGGUUUGCUUACUUGUUUCCGUUCUGGGCGCUUGUCCAGCCCGUGGACUACUGGCACAUUCUCUUUCCAACGUUCAACGUUGAGUUUGAUAUUUCGUUGACGUACACGGUCGCGAGCGUGUUGACGCUCGUUUGGGUUGUGUUUGUCAGUGGCGUUCGCGGCCACAACGUUCGCAUCGUCGGGGGGCUCGCGACGCAAGUCGCAGUGCUGGUUGUCUUGCCGUUUGUGGCGCUCGUGCCGUCUCCAGUGUACCGCCAUGUCAUGGUGCUGACAUCGACCGUGUGGAUCGCAAUUGCCACAGCGAUCCUCGACAGUUCGGUGUUUGGCCUAGCGGCGCUGUUUCCCAAAGGCGCGAUCGAACACGUUCAGUUUGGAAUGGGCAUUUCUGGCCUUGUCACUGCCAUCUUUCGCGUGGUGUCCAAGGCGUGCUUCCCCGCCAGCAUGCUCACAGUGGCCACCACCACGUACUUCUUCGCAGGCGCUGUCACCGUUGGGUCAGCUAUCAUCGCUUACUUUGCGCUCCUCCGACUCCCACAGACGCAGGACCAUCUCCACGCCGACAGGACGCAGCAUUCCUUUCAAUGCCGCUUGCUUACCAAGGUGUGGAAAAACCAAGCACUCGUCGUCCUCAACUACGCAACGACGCUUGCCGUCUACCCAGGGGUAGUUUCGGAACUCAGGAGCUUUCAAUCCCCGAUGUUGAACUCCAACGAGUGGUGGCCACUCCUUCUGCUCACAUUAUACGCGGCCAUGGAAGUCGUUGGCCGAUAUGGCGCUGCGUGGAGUCACUGUGGUUUCACGCCCCAGUCCGUUUGGCGCGCCGUCGUCACGCGCCUCGUCCUCAUUCCCGCACUGGUGUGUGCGGCCAAAGGCGUGUGGCUCACUCAUGACAUCAUCUCAGUUGGCCUCGUCAUGGCACUUGCCUUGUCCAAUGGAUAUGUCGGCACUCUGACCGUCGUGUUGGUGAACGACUGCGUCGACCCUUCCGAACGCUCCGCGACUGGGAUGGUGUCGAGUUUAUGCAUCAACAUUGGCUUGAUUCUGGGGGCAGCAGUGGCAUACUUCGUAUCCCAGGCUGCUCACAUGUGA
Molecule: messenger RNA, 1161 nt
Organism: Aphanomyces invadans
Lineage: Eukaryota; Oomycota; Saprolegniomycetes; Saprolegniales; Verrucalvaceae
Exons: 1
Coding region: 1-1161 (386 amino acids)
Biological process (GO): nucleoside transmembrane transport
Cellular component (GO): plasma membrane
Molecular function (GO): nucleoside transmembrane transporter activity
Source: RefSeq, a predicted model, not a curated record